ACAAGGGGGACGUCCGUCCAAUGACGUUGCCUGCGAGGGUUGUGUGUGCUGUGUAUUCAGUACUCUGGGAUAGUUGAUCACAAGAAUAUGAGCGCAAGUGAACCAUCUAUCUCGAAAGACAGAAAGCUUAACAUCUCUAUGGGUGAUUUCUUCCUUGACUUUGACAUGGAUGUCCUGAUCGAGGCCUAUCGAGCUCUGUUGCGCUCCAACGACACCGACUCGUCGGAAGCUUAUCGCAACUUAGUCCGCACGACGUUUGAGGAAGACCCGCCGGGUUCAGUGGAUGGCGCGGUGGUGGUGAUAGGGAUUCUCUACAGCCUCAUCAUGCUGGUGUGCGGCAUCGGCAAUCUCCUCUUCCUCUUCGUGCUUCUUUACUACAAACAGACCCGUAGUACCACCAACCUUCUCAUAGGCAACCUGACUCUGUCAGACUUCCUGGUAGCCAUGAUAUGCCUCCCUUUCAACAUGGACUACCAUGUCAUCCACAGCGAGCAGUGGCUCUUCGGACCGGCUAUGUGUGCCGUGGUCAACUUCCUGACCUUCGUGUCCCUGUACGUGUCCACUCACGCCCUGCUAGCCAUAGCAAUCGACCGAUACUUCGUUGUCCAAGACGCCCAAAGACGACGCCUCCAUGUGGGUUGGACAUCACUGGUGAUCUGGGUCGUUGCUGUCGGGUUCGCAGUGCCAUGUGUUCUUUAUUCUGACGCACUUCCGUAUCCCAGCAGUGAUAAAGUCUACUGUGGAGUACUGUGGCCAAUAUCGUUACAACACGUCUAUAAGGGAUAUCACAUUUUCCUGCUGAUCGGCGAGUUCCUGCUCCCCGUGGUCGUCAUGAGUGUGUUCUACUCAUUCGUUGUCUGUAAAGUUUGGCGCAGACAGUUUCCUGGCCAGCGGAACGCGUCGCACGACCGCAUCCAGUCGCGAUCACGAAAGAAGACUUUCCGUUUGUUUGCGCUCUUCGUGAUGUUCGUGCUUUGCUGGUCCCCGUAUCACGUGUACGCCGUCAUGAGGGACUUCUACUUCGGCACCCUCAUCAAGAUCUCCACCAGCCCCAACAUGUUCUACAUGGCCCAGGCCAUCGCUAUGAGUAAUAGCCUCAUAAACACUGUGGUCUACGUCGUUUUUAACGGUAAUAUCACAAAGUACAUCAAGAUACUGCCAAAGGACAGUUGGGAAUCGUUUCGGCGCAUGUGCCGGAGGCGGAGUCGGGCCCAGUCGCGUGAACCUAGCAGACGAACCCGACGCCUGCGCAGUGAGGAUUUCCAUUCGGGAGUGCACACCACGACCUCGCGCAACGGCAGUGUGCGCAUGACCGCUGUCACUAACGUCAUCGUGGAGACGCGAGCCGAUGUUACCGUCACCGCUCUCUAGGUGAAGAACAAGAACGUCUUACAUCAUACUUACAAGCUGAUAGUUCCAAAGUCUUGCAUUUAACCAGACAGUAGCAAGAGGAUUUUUCUGAUAAGAAUCAGGUCGUAACAUCAGAAAUGUGAUUUAUGACGUUAGGCCAGAACGUUUCCCUGGAGGCCGAAAGAUCAUUUUCUGUAUCGUUCAUCUUUUGGCAACAUUUACAUUCGACUUGACUUUCUUACAGAACCAUUCUUACUGUCGACCCCUUCUCAAUAUGCCUCUGGCGUUUUUGUCUUUCUAUAAUGUUUUGAAAUGCACUCAUCGAUCAAUAGAUGUGCAUCUCUUGAGGUACGAAGUACUACUACAAGAUAAGGAAAUGCUGCGCGUCUAUUUUGGCACUUGUAGAUAUAGAUAUAAUGGUCAAAUGUUGAAACACUAGAUUUAUAAAGCACGAUGAACUAGAUUUUUGGAUUUAUAUGACAUUGCAGAGAUCGCUGUAAUAACAUUUUUGUGCGUAACUCGGCACAGGUAUGUUUUUGCACACGUUCGAUAUCAGUGAAGCAUUAGUACUGGGACGACAUGUUUGAGUUUGUGUGUGUGUGUGUGUGUGUGUGUGUGUGUGUGUGUGUGUGUGUGUG
This is a messenger RNA of Branchiostoma belcheri (Belcher's lancelet), 1988 nucleotides long. RefSeq names its product prokineticin receptor 2-like. Gene Ontology annotation, biological process: neuropeptide signaling pathway. Gene Ontology annotation, molecular function: neuropeptide receptor activity. The transcript is spliced from 2 exons. Gene Ontology annotation, cellular component: membrane. NCBI's taxonomy places the organism in Eukaryota, Metazoa, Chordata, Leptocardii, Amphioxiformes, Branchiostomatidae. The record is from RefSeq and is a predicted model, not a curated record. Bases 88 to 1371 code for a protein of 427 amino acids.